Messenger RNA from Sorghum bicolor (sorghum), 1259 nucleotides. RefSeq names its product carboxymethylenebutenolidase homolog. NCBI's taxonomy places the organism in Eukaryota, Viridiplantae, Streptophyta, Magnoliopsida, Poales, Poaceae. The coding region runs from base 74 to 1042 and encodes 322 amino acids. Gene Ontology annotation, molecular function: hydrolase activity. The record is from RefSeq and is a predicted model, not a curated record. The transcript has 3 exons.
CGGCGCUGAGCAAGUGGUGGUCUGGUAGUGACAGAUAUCUCCCCCGCGCGCGUCCCAGCUCCAGGAGUCCUCGAUGGCGCCCGCGGCCGCGGCUGUCGUCGCAGCGGCGAGCCCGGCCGCGCUCCUUGGCUCGUCGUCCCCAAGGAGCCGACGUCCCCAGGGCCGUGCCUGCUCGUUUCGGUGCGACGGGCCGACACUCGUGUCCUCUUCUCUGAAGUCGUCGAGCUGCGCCGGCCAUCAUCCCCGGAUUCGGCAGCCGUACGGACGGCCGCACUGCAGCCAGCAGCAGGCGGAAGUGGUGGGCAGCAGCACCGUCGACGACGACGAGGCGUGCGAGCUGGUGAGCGGCUCGGACCUCGUCAUCGGCGAGGGCGACGACAGCGUCAGCGCCUACCUUUUCAAGGCCGUCAAGAACAACAACGGCACCGGCAUCCUCCUCCUCUCCGACAUCUUCGGCUUCGAGGACUCCGCCACGCGCGACUUCGCCUACCGCGUCGCCUGCAAUGGCUACAAUGUCCUGGUUCCCGACUUGUUCCGAGGGAACCCGUGGAAGCUGAACCUCCCAUUCGACGGCGACAGCUUCCAGCAAUGGCUGGCCGGACAUGCGCCGGGGCGGGUGUCCGGCGACAUCGACGCGUGCACGCGGUGGCUGGUGGACGAGUUCAAAGCCGCGGGGGUGUCCAAGAAGCUGGGCGUGGUCGGGUUCUGCUACGGCGGCGGGCGCCUCGUCGAGACGCUGGCGCGCGACGCGGACAGCUGCUUCAGCGCCGGGGUCUGCUUCUACGGGUCACGGAUGGACGCGUCCCUGGGCGACCGCAUCGCGGCGCCCGUCCUCUUCGUGUGCGGCGACGGCGACCCGCUGUGCGCCGUGGAGACGGUGCGGGAGCUGGAGAGACGCGCGAGAGGCGGCGCACGGGCGGCGGUGUACGCCGGCAGGGGCCAUGGGUUCGCGCACCGGCCGCAGUCGGUGGAGGAGGACGCGGACGCCGAGAACGCCUUCAACGUGAUGCGGGGGUGGCUGCACGACCACCUGCUCGCCUGAUCAGACGGUGUGUAGACAAGCGCGGUACACGGGGGUUGGGUGUUUUGUACGUACGUACGUACUAAUGUGGCAGUGGAGUGCAAAUCAAGGAUGUUACUAAGUACUAGAUUGCUAGUAAAGAGUUUGAGUGAAUUCAGUAAUACUCCCGAAUGCGAAAGUGCUAUUUAUGGUACUUCUAAGACAAUGCAGAAGCUGGAUCUUUGUUCCAUUAUCUUAA